AUGGUACGCUUCAUAUAUGCCAGCCUGUUGGCGGUUGCCUUCUCUCAGCUCUCCCACGCUGCCACCAACAAUACGAUUAACUCGCAGCUUCGUCUCGCUUAUGCAGGUAACACUGGGAUGUAUGUCAGCUGGAACACCUUUGAGAAAUUGGAUAAUCCAACGGUUCAUUACGGCCUGGUCCCCAAUGACCUGAAUAUGACGGCAUCGUCCAAGGUUUCUGUCACCUAUCCGACUUCCUUGACGUACAACAACCAUGUGAAAAUCACGGGCCUGAAGCCAGAUACGCUCUACUAUUACCUUCCAGAACAUCUGCUCCACAUGCAAUCACACUGUCCAUACAAUUUUACCACUAGUCGACCAGCUGGACAGCCAGAAGCAUUUUCCGUUGCUGUGGUUGUUGACUUGGGCACCAUGGGAGCCCAGGGUCUGACAACCUAUGCUGGCACCGGCGUCUCUGUCAACAACACCCUCUCUCCAGGUGAAAUUAACACUAUCCAAUCCCUGGAAAAGUCCAAGAGCGGAUUUGAUUUCGUCUGGCAUCCCGGUGACAUUGCCUACGCAGACUAUUGGCUGAAAGAAGAGAUUCAGGGCUUUUUAAGCAACACUACCACCGCUGAAGGAUUCCACGUGUAUGAGUCGAUUCUCAACGACUUCUACGACGAAAUGACCCCAAUUACUGCCUUUAAACCAUACAUGGUCGGCCCGGGUAAUCACGAAGCCAAUUGCGACAAUGGCGGUACCACCGACAAAGCUAAGAACAUAACGUACGACGUGAGCAUCUGCAUCCCUGGCCAGACCAACUUUACAGGCUAUCGCAACCACUUUCGUAUGCCGAGCGCCGAAUCUGGUGGCACGGGCAAUUUCUGGUACUCGUUCAACCACGGCAUGACCCACUUCGUCCAGGUUGACACCGAGACGGACCUAGGCCAUGGCUUCACAGCUCCCGAUGAACCUGGCGGGGUCGAGGGUGAAGACAGUGGGCCCUUCAACACCACGUUGGAUGCCCAGACCAAAUGGCUCGAGGCCGAUCUUGCCGGAGUUAACCGCACCGAAACCCCCUGGGUGAUUGUCGCCGGCCAUCGUCCUUGGUACUUGAGUCAUGCCAAUGCGAGCGGCACCAUCUGCUGGACAUGCAAAGAUGUCUUUGAGCCUUUGUAUAUCAAAUACGGCGUCGAUCUAGUUCUCUCCGGCCAUGCACACGUCUAUGAGAGACAGAAUCCACUGGCCAAUGGAAUCAUCGACCCGGCUGGCCUGAACAACCCUAAAUCCCCGUGGUACAUCACCAACGGUGCUGCAGGGCACUACGAUGGACUCGAUGCCCUCCAAUAUCCGUUACAAGAUUACUCUCGAUUUGGCCUAGACACACUCAACAAAACCUAUGGAUGGAGUCGACUUACAUUUCACAACUACACGCAUUUGACGCACGAGUUUGUCGCGAGCAAAUCUGGCGAGGUGCUAGAUGAGGCUACCCUGUACGGAGAAGUGCACCAAAUGUAG
Molecule: messenger RNA, 1497 nt
Organism: Exophiala xenobiotica
Lineage: Eukaryota; Fungi; Ascomycota; Eurotiomycetes; Chaetothyriales; Herpotrichiellaceae
Exons: 2
Coding region: 1-1497 (498 amino acids)
Molecular function (GO): metal ion binding; acid phosphatase activity
Source: RefSeq, a predicted model, not a curated record